GGGGCGGAGCUUGGCGGAGGAAACUGAGGCAGGAGGAAAGAGUGUCCCAGAGAUGGAGCUCUUUCCCCUUAGCUGGACACGGGCGCCAGGACCCCAGCCCAAACCUCCUUGUGGAGGGGGAGACCAGAGAGCCCGCGCGUCUGAGCGCUCAGAGAGGAGGUUACGGAGCUCGAGUCCAACCUCCAAGGGCAGAGGGCGCUGGGAUCCUGCACGCCUAGUCCCAGGGAGGUGGUGGCAGGGCGGGCCGAGGGACUCAACUCCUGGGCUGAAGGCGGAGGCAAUUCGGGUCUAGGUUACCUAGUCCGAGAGAGAAGGCAGCUGGGGACCAGGAGACCUCCCUCAUCCAGGGAGCCACACUCCUGCCAGGGUCGGGCGCCCGGCGCCUCUGAACACCCUGCCCUCCCUUCUUCCCUUCUCCGAGCAAGGGCGCGCAGUCACCCCAGGUGGCUGCCCCCUCCCUGUCCUGGGAUGUCAGGAAGGAGGGGGCCACCCGUGUCCUCUACAGGGGCCCCACCGAGCCUGGGGGCCCUCAGCCCUGGCCCUCAGAGGUGGAGGAGGUGCUGACAAGUCUGGUGCGCAGAGAUGCACCCACAUCCUUGCUGCUGCCUCCCCAUCCUCCUCCUCUCCCUUCUCCCCAAUGCCCCGGUGGGGUGCCACCCGCCACCCACCACACUGCCCCCAUUUCCAGCCCCCGAGUGGGACCUCCUAUCCCCCCGAGUAGCCCUGUCCAGGGGCGCUCCUGCUGGGCCUCCUCUGCUCUUCCUUCUGGAAGCCGGGGCCUUUGGGGAACCGGCCAGCGGUGUCCAGGGCGUCCCAGCCAACCGCAGUCGGCGUGGGGUGAGCGAGACGGCCCCCGCGAGUCGCCGGGGUGAGCUGGCCGUGUGCGAUGCAGUGAGUGGCUGGGUGACAGACCGGAGGACGGCGGUGGACUUGCGUGGGCGCGAAGUGGAGGUGCUGGGUGAGGUGCCCGGGGCGGGUGGCAGCCCUCUCCGUCAGUACUUCUUUGAGACCCGCUGCAAAGCCGACGGUUCAGGGGACGAUGGCGGGCCCGGGGCUGGCGGAGGCGGCUGCCGCGGAGUGGACCGGAGACACUGGGUGUCUGAGUGUAAGGCCAAGCAGUCCUACGUGAGGGCGCUGACUGCCGACGCCCAGGGCCGCGUGGGCUGGCGGUGGAUUCGAAUCGACACGGCGUGUGUCUGCACUCUCCUCAGCCGGACUGGCCGAGCCUGAGGCCCCUGUCCACGAACUGGUCCCACAGACCUAGAAAAGGAGGGAACUGAAGGCUAAAACACCUCCAGGGAGGCCUGGCUACUGAAAGGACCUCGGUUUGGGAACUUAAAUGAUCACAAAACAAGGCUUUCUUUUGAUUUUGAAAGCUCAAUCCAUGCAGUAUGUGUAGUGAAACCCCCAGUGGGGUUUCAAAGGUUGAGUAGGUGUUCUGGAUCAACUUGAGGGUAAUCAUGAGCGUUAUAAGAAUGACAA
Cavia porcellus (domestic guinea pig) is the source of this 1482-nucleotide messenger RNA. RefSeq names its product neurotrophin 4 (gene Ntf4). Gene Ontology annotation, biological process: memory; peripheral nervous system development; cell surface receptor protein tyrosine kinase signaling pathway. The transcript has 3 exons. NCBI's taxonomy places the organism in Eukaryota, Metazoa, Chordata, Mammalia, Rodentia, Caviidae. The record is from RefSeq and is a predicted model, not a curated record. Bases 583 to 1230 code for a protein of 215 amino acids. Gene Ontology annotation, molecular function: growth factor activity; nerve growth factor receptor binding. Gene Ontology annotation, cellular component: synaptic vesicle; extracellular region; axon.